Messenger RNA from Exophiala oligosperma, 975 nucleotides. RefSeq lists its product as uncharacterized. NCBI's taxonomy places the organism in Eukaryota, Fungi, Ascomycota, Eurotiomycetes, Chaetothyriales, Herpotrichiellaceae. Gene Ontology annotation, molecular function: ATP binding; protein serine/threonine kinase activity. The record is from RefSeq and is a predicted model, not a curated record. Gene Ontology annotation, biological process: protein phosphorylation; mitotic DNA damage checkpoint signaling. Bases 1 to 975 code for a protein of 324 amino acids. The transcript has 3 exons. Gene Ontology annotation, cellular component: nucleus.
AUGAUUGGCAAAGCAGAUAUCGACCUGCUGAAAUUAGAAAUCAAAGGUAGCUAUCGUGAGGGCUUCGUCGAAAGGGUUCACGCUCCUGAUCGGGACCUCGGCUUGCCGGAUAGCUACACCACAACAACAUGGGAUCGAGAAGAGGAGUAUUUCGCCCGUGGAACCUAUGGAACUCUGCAUCUCGAGAAGGAAAGGGACGCCCGUGGACGCCCUGCGCGCGUCCGUGUCGUCAAGUUGUUGAAGAUCGACGACUUGAACGCGGAAUGGCACAGAGAGCUCGAUGCUUUAGUCGAGUUUUCCCAUCUCAGAUACUAUGACUCUGGCUCGUUCGUCGACUUUGAUGGAUGGUUCGCAAACCGUAAUUUUGUGUAUUUGUUCAUGGAAUAUCUUGAGCUCAAAAGCCUGCAUGAUGUCGUGGGAGCGAAUUCACUCGCAGAGAACGAGAUCCUUACUAUUGCUAUUCAGAUACUGCAAGGAGUUAGCACCAUGCAUGCAUCAGGAUACGUUCAUCGCGAUCUCAAACCCCAGAAUAUUCUUGUAGCAGUACAAAGCCCAGACUGGUGGGUGAAAAUUGCAGACUUUGGACUCACAAAGGCAAUCUCGAAUGAGACGCUGGCACGGACAGCGGGGAGAGGUUCCGAGGGCUAUGCAGCACCUGAAGUCUUCCGGGAGACCAGACCGAGGGACGACCGCGACACGUCGCAUUAUGACUACCUGGUGGACGUUUGGUCUAUCGGCUGUAUUCUUUUCAGAUUGUUAACAGGGGCGGUGCCUUUCGAGGGUGACGAUGUGAAAGAUCACUAUUCGAAUUUGUCGUCGUUUCUCAUUACGAUGAAAAUUGGACCGCGAAUGAUCACCGCCGACUUCACUUUCGCAUUGCAAGAAAUGCUGCAACCGAAUCCGCGCCGGCGUAUCAGUGCCGAGAACGCACUCGUAUCAUCCUGGAUAAUGGGCGCUCCUGCAGGUACGAUUUGA